AUGUCGUUUCGUCGUUUAAAAUAUGUAUCACCAUUACACUACGAAGUUGAACUAACACCCAAUUUAGAACAUGCACAUUUUGAAGGCAUUGUUAAAAUAGAUUUUGUUUUAAAUAAAGAAAAUGUAACACAAUUAGUAUUAUAUUCAUCCAAUCUUGUUAUUGAAACAAAUUCUGUUCAUAUUUAUUCAUUAUCAUCUCCCUCCACAAUUCAAUGGAAACCCACAGUUACACUAAAUGAAAAACAUGAAACUGUAGAAUUUAGUUUAGAUCAUCAUCAAACAUUUUUAUUAAAUGAAACAUAUCGAAUUGAAAUUAAAUUUAAUGGACAAUUACAAACGUCACAAUUACAAGGAUUUUAUCGUACUGAACAUCCAAAAAUGGAGGAUAAUAAUGGAAAUGUGAGAAUGAAGAGAAACUAUUAUGCCAUAACACAAAUGUCACCUACACAUUGUCGACGAGUAUUUCCAUGUCUUGAUGAACCAUCAUUUCGCACAACGUUCGACAUUAUUCUCCAUGUACCACAACAUCUAUUAGCGUUAUCAAAUAUGCCUAUUUUAUCUGAAAAAUUAGUUGAAAAUAAUAUAAAACGUGUUCAAUUUCAACGUACACCAGUUAUGCCAACAUUUUUAUUAUGUUUUAUUGUUGGACAAUUCGAUGUAUUAAAAGCAGAUCCAAUUGAAUUAACAGAAUUUAUAACAACAACGUCGUCCAAUGCUACUCAAGAUGUAAAAGAGACAAGAAAAAUUGAUUUGUGUGCUUAUACAUUACCCGGUAAAGCGGAUGAUGCUUUAUUUGCAUUAAAAUGUGCUCGACGUGCAUUAUAUUAUUUUUCUAAUUUAUUUGAAUUGAAUUAUCCGUUACCAAAAUUAGAUUUAAUAACUGUGCCAGGUUUAUAUUAUCCGGCUAUGGAAAAUUGGGGUUUGGUUACAUUUAAAGAAGAAGAAUUAUUACUAUGUGAAAAACGUUCAAAUGAUAUUCAAUAUCGUAAUGUUUGUCAAUCUGUUACACAUGAAAUAGCUCAUCAAUGGUUUGGGAAUCUUGUCAGUAUCAAUUGGUGGAAUGAUGUUUAUGUUAUCGAAGGUUUUGCAAAAUGGUUUGAAUAUUUGGCUACAGAUCAUUGUUUACCAGAAGUGAACGUUUUUUCAGAAUUUUUUUAUACUCAAUACAUACGUUAUUUUGAAUAUCGUUUAAAUACGCUACAUAUUGAACCAGAAGAUAUUGAUGAAAAAACAUUUUCAUUUGAAGGUUUUAUCUAUUCAAAAGGUUCAUGUCUUAUGCGUAUGAUACAUUUAUUUAUUGGUGACAAAGCAUUUUUAACAGCAACAAGAUAUUAUUUAAAAAAGUUUCAAUAUUCAACGGCAACCGCCAAUGAUUUUUGGCUGUGUAUUGAAGAAAUAACACAUUUACCAAUACGAAAAAUAAUCCAAACCUGGUGCACAAAACAGAGUUAUCCAGUAGUUUCGGUCAACAUGAUUUCGUACGAUGAGAGUACAGGCUCAUGUGAUAUUGAAUUAAAACAAGUCAGUUAUUGUCAAGGUCACCACCAAAAACAAAUUACUUGUGUUUGUGAACAGACAACAUCAACAGAUAUACUGAAAGACACUAUUUGUUCUUGUCACAUAAGAAAAAAUGUAAAUUAUUCUUGUCGUCGACUUAAUCGAUCAAAAAGUGACUCAUCUAUUUCUGUUCUUUCUGAUCAAUUAAUUGUAUCAGAUGGUACAAACGUAUCGUCGUCAUCAUCGUCAUCAUCAUCAAAUAUUCAUCCCAAUUCUACUGCUAUGAAGUGUGCUUCUAUUUCAAAUGGUUUACCAAGACGUAAAACAGUAUCAAAUGAUCAACAUUUUCUCAAUUUUGAACAUAAUCUCGAUGGAGAUCUUUCACACAAUAAUAGUAAUUGUUGGGUAAUACCCAUCACAAUUCUCUGUUAUGAUGAAAAUUCAAAUCCAUCGACAGUUGAAAAAUUUCUUAUGGAUAAACAACGACUUGUCAUUCAUUUGAAAACCGCACAUUUCAAAGUAAAUGCAACUUGUAGUGGUACCUAUCGUGUAUUAUACCAGGACAAUGUAUUGAAUAAUAAUUUACGAGAAGCAAUCAAAACAAAUAAAAUAAACGAAUAUGAUCGGUUUAAUGUUGAAAAUGAUUUACAUUCAUUAGUUAUGGGUGGUUUUUCAUCAUUAGUUGAUUAUUUACGUUUAUUAUUUUGUUAUAUUCAUGAAAAUGAUGAAGAAACAGUUUGGAAAGAUAUUGAAUCGAAUAUAAUUCGAAUAGCAACGAUGUUAGAAUACGAUCAAUCAUUAAUUGAAUAUUAUAGAAAAUAUAUUGUUGAUGUACAUAAAACAUUAUAUUAUAAAUUGGGUUGGACAGCUGUUAGUGGUGAAUCAACAUCGCGUGCACGUCUUCGAUCAUUUGUAUUAAUCAUAUUAGGUAACAUUGGUUAUGAUGAAGAGGUUAUUAGUGAAGCACGCCGACGUUUUCAAUCAUAUGUAAAUGAUUCAAAUGAACCUAUUUGGUGGCCAAUUUGUGCUAUAAUUGCUCAUCAUGCAUCUCAAAGUGACUUUAUUAGUUUAAUUAAAAUGUAUAUUCAGCGUGAUAAACAAGAUGAUCGUUUACGUUGUCUGUUCGGUUUAAGCUAUGUACAAAAUCCACAUUUUAUACAACGUACAUUAGAUUUAAUAUCAUUUGCACAAAUUCGUCUUCACGAACGUAUUGAAGCAUAUAAAGGUUUUUGUUUGAGUAAAGUAGGUCGUGAUUAUUAUUGUCGUUAUAUCGAAGAAAAUUGGCAAUCAUUUCGAUCGAAUUACAAUGAUGAAUAUUUAGAAGCAAUAAUACGUGAAACAUUUGGAUAUUUUUCAACAACGAGUGAAGCAAAUCGUAUUGAAGAUUUUUUUCAACAAUACGAACAAUUUCAUGAAAAAUAUAAUAUUUCUACUAUCGCCACUACCACUACCACCACCACGAACAAUCAUAAUCGUAAUAUUAACAUGUUAACAUUAUCGCCAUCAUCAACUACCACCGAUUUAUCCGAUUAUCCUGAUGAUCUUACUAGUUAUACAACAACGACACCUCCACAACUAAUGGUGCCACCAAAAUUGAAAGAAGUGGCCUCCAUUAUAGCUCAUACAGCUCGUUCGCGUGCCUCAGUGUUAAAACGUGAUCAUUAUCAUUUAUUAAAAUUUUUUCAAAAUGAAUAUCCAAAAUUACGAGCACAAUAUUGUACAAUUAAUAUUGAACCGUUCCUUGAGACACCACCAGAAGUUGAUUUAGCACAUGAAACAAAUGGAGCAGAAAUAUAUACUUUAUUGAAUGAAACAUCAAAUGAUAGAAAACGAAAAAUAUCUACAACAGAGUCUACAACUACAAUGCCUUCAGCACGAAAAUUUAUUCGAUUAUCAACAACUAAUGAGUAG
This is a messenger RNA of Didymodactylos carnosus, 3408 nucleotides long. NCBI's taxonomy places the organism in Eukaryota, Metazoa, Rotifera, Eurotatoria, Philodinida, Philodinidae. The record is from the annotation of a GenBank genome assembly.